AUGGAUAACUACAACUUGUCAUUUUCAGAUAGUUGGUCCGUUGAGAAUGAUGUUCUUAGUGGGGAGGCCGUCUCCCAUAAUUUUCGUGACUUUACACCCGAAUUCACAACUCACCAGAUUUUUCAAAGUAGAGACAACAUGGUAGCUUGGGUGCGAAGAGUCGGUAAAGACAAUGGUAUUGUUAUUGUUAUUAAGAAAUCUGCUAGUUUAAUUGGUGGCAAGCUGCCAAAGUGCAUUCUUAGUUGUGAAAGAAGUGGAAAGUAUAGAUCGGCAUGGAAUGCAGUUGAAGGGCAAUCCUCGCAAAAGAAUGCUGGGACAAAAAAAUGCGAGUGCCCAUUUGAGCUGCGAGGUAUACCAAUACCUCCAGCGGGUGUCAUGUGGGGUGUAAGGGUUGAAUGUGGUAUCCAUAACCAUGAAACAACAGAAUAUUUUGAUGGGCAUGAGUACCCGUCAAGGUUAACACCAGAGGAGAAAGAAAUUGUGUGCGACAUGGCGGACAACACAGCACCUCGUGAAAUUCUUAGUGUUUUAAAGAAAAAAAAUCCGUUAAACACUACAUGUGCCCAAAGCAUAUACAACCUCAAAUAUACGGAUAACAUAGCAGAACUAGACGGUUUAAAUCCUACCCAGUUUGUCUUGAAUCAACUAAUACAUAAAAGAUACCUCCAUGAAUAUCGUACAAAUCCAUACACCAACGAAAUCACUGAUAUUGUUUGGGUUCAUCCUCAAAGCCUAGACUUAUUUGUGAACUUUCCGUCCGUAUUGGUCAUUGAUGCCACAUACAAGACCAAUGAGUACCGGUUACCACUAUUGGAGGUUGUAGGUAUCACAUCCACAAUGUGCACUUACUCUCUCAUGUUUGCACAUCUUACAAAUGAGAGGAUAGAGAACUUGACUUGGGCCCUGAGUACCUUAAAUAAAUGGAUGCUUGGAAGGGGGGCAUUGUUGCCAUCGGUGUUUGUUACAGAUCGAGAUUUGGCGCUUCUUAGCGCCAUUGAAGCAUGUUUUCCCUCGGCACGUCACAUUCUUUGCAUUUGGCACAUCAACCAAUGCAUAAUAAAGCACUGCAGAGGGGUCCUUGGUCCGUCGUUUAACGACUUUAACAUGUCAUGGCAUUCGCUUAUUAAUUCUACGACCGAAGCGUCUUUCAAUCAGAAGUGGAAUGCCAUGUGCGAUGACUAUAAACAACACCCGCAGCUCUUACAAUACCUUUUCAAUACAUGGUUAAUGCCGUACAAAGAUAGGUUUGUGGCAGCAUGGAUAAAUACGUGUAUGCACCUCGGAAGCAAUUCAAGUCAGAGGGCAGAGCCCGCACAUGCGAGGCUGAAGCUAUAUUUGGGGGGUACUAUGUCAUCCUUACAACAAGCUUUUAAAAAAAUAGACAAGAUGUUGAAAAAUCAGUUCGGGGACAUUCGGAGGUCAUUUCAAAGAUCUAUCAACAUCCCCCGCCAUUGGCAAAUACAUGACGAACUUUUUCAACAAGUAAGAACUCGCAUUUCAUUAGAGGCAAUGGAGCUCAUCAAUGUUCAACUACAAUGCGCUGAAGAUGCAUCCUACCUCCAGUUCCAGUUGUGCGACUGUACAAUAAAAAUUACGCACGGAUUGCCAUGCAGACAUGAUCUUGCAUAUUAUCGUUGGUACUCCAUGCCAAUUCCGAUUCAGAGUAUCCACGAUCAUUAG
Messenger RNA from Rhododendron vialii, 1680 nucleotides. RefSeq names its product protein FAR1-RELATED SEQUENCE 5-like. The record is from RefSeq and is a predicted model, not a curated record. The coding region runs from base 1 to 1680 and encodes 559 amino acids. Gene Ontology annotation, biological process: regulation of DNA-templated transcription. The transcript has 3 exons. NCBI's taxonomy places the organism in Eukaryota, Viridiplantae, Streptophyta, Magnoliopsida, Ericales, Ericaceae. Gene Ontology annotation, molecular function: zinc ion binding.